UUUUAUACAAUUGUUAAAAAACUUGCAAGUGUUAUCUGAAGAACACUUGUUUGCUGAUUUCAAUUCUCCUAUAAAAGUACGUCGGCGCAAUUGUUUGACUAGCAGUUGUUUUCCGUUUUCAAACUCGAAAUCAUCAAGUUAUAAAAACAUGUUGUUCAGGCAUUCCUUCGUGUUCCUUUUUGGAGUUGUGCUAUUAAUCACUAUAGCUAUGACUCAAGCCCAGCCCCCAAUUGGGGGACCCACGCCCCCAACUAGGAGACCUACGCCACCAACUAGGAGACCAACGCCCCCAACUAGGAGACCAACGCCUCCAACUAGGAGACCAACGCCCCCAACCAGGAGACCUACGCCUCCAACUAGGAGACCAACGCGCCCAACUAGAAGACCCACGCCACCAAUUAUAACCACAUAGUAGUAUACAUAAAAAAAUUUAAUUUUCUAAGAGCCAAUUUGCGC
Molecule: messenger RNA, 456 nt
Organism: Rhagoletis zephyria (snowberry fruit fly)
Lineage: Eukaryota; Metazoa; Arthropoda; Insecta; Diptera; Tephritidae
Product: extensin-like
Source: RefSeq, a predicted model, not a curated record